This is a messenger RNA of Blumeria graminis f. sp. triticale, 540 nucleotides long. Lineage: Eukaryota; Fungi; Ascomycota; Leotiomycetes; Helotiales; Erysiphaceae. The record is from the annotation of a GenBank genome assembly.
AUGGCAAUUGUGUGGCUUUGGUCGAGCCAAUAUCCAUUGGCAAUGCUACCGUUUGGCGUUUAUUCCGUCUUCCAUGUUGCAACAUACAUUAGAACUAACUUGAUUCCGAUUUUUCAAACGCCCUCUCAAGUCGACGGAACAUCGUCUUCCAAAACUGCCACGAAACCCAGUGCAACCGCUGAUACUAUAGGCCGCUUUGUUAAAGAAUAUUACGAUUCUUCCAUGGGUUUGGUUGCCUCUCUUGAAAUUGCGCUCUGGAGUCGCAUAUUUCUAUCUGCAAUCUUUUUCAGCAAAGGUUCCUGGGCUUUGCUUAUCAUUUACACGGUUUUCCUACGUGCACGUUAUGCGCAGAGCAGCUUUGUUCAAGAUCAAUUCAGAAAUCUAGAAGCACGUAUAGAUAGCCUAGUCGGCGCUCAGUCCACGCCAGUGACUGCUCGACAAGCCUGGGAUACCAUCAAGAGUGGUCUAAAAACAUUUCAUGAUACGACUGACGUAAUCAGGAGCGCUGGUAGGGCACCCACACAGAAAAAAGCGUCUUAG